Messenger RNA from Dendroctonus ponderosae (mountain pine beetle), 13169 nucleotides. RefSeq lists its product as uncharacterized. Lineage: Eukaryota; Metazoa; Arthropoda; Insecta; Coleoptera; Curculionidae. The transcript has 7 exons. The coding region runs from base 618 to 6647 and encodes 2009 amino acids. The record is from RefSeq and is a predicted model, not a curated record. Gene Ontology annotation, molecular function: transcription corepressor activity; protein binding. Gene Ontology annotation, cellular component: nucleus. Gene Ontology annotation, biological process: negative regulation of transcription by RNA polymerase II.
CCAGUGCGAGUUUUCGUGUGAGUCGUUUGUCUCGGUGCGUGCUACGUCGAACCGCGCCUUUAAACCACUUUGUCUCUUUCAUUGUCGUAAAAAUAUCGAAAUUUUUCGGCAGGCUUCUCUGGAGCCAUGAAGUUUAAUUAGUUCUUGGUUUAAUAGUGUUGAAGUAUUUACUGCGCUUACUUUGGAUCUAGUUCAGUUCGUCUUGGUGCGGAUUUGUGCCCUCGCUUUCAGGAAAAGUUUUAAAAAUACUGGCACAUUAUACCGCGUCAUUCUAACAGGAUUGGAUUGUGUUUUAGGAACUGCUAUUUCUGUGCCACGUCGCGGUGUUUAUGAGUUAUUUUUGUUUCUUCAUUUAAAGUGAUUUUUUGUUUUACACUAUAAGUGAGCGCGCGUGGGUUUGUUCAUAUUUGACCAUCGAUAUUGUGUGUUUCUCAUUGUGUCUUGGAUUAAUCAAUUUUCACUGGAUAGGAUUACCUAUUUACGCCAAUCUUGUGGAUUAAUGAACAAGAUGAUUAAAUUUGCUCAUCUGCCGGUUUGCACCUGGCUACGAUACACUGCAGGAUAACAGGGAACAUAUUGAACAAAGCUCUAACGCUUGCAGGUUGAGCCUGCAGAUUAUGGAUGUGUCUUUUACAAACGUAUUGGAGGGGGCGCGUCAAUAUUUCCAGGGGCUGCCGUCAGCAAGCGCGGCGGCCGGCCCCUACUACGGCCAGCAGAAUGUACAGCAUGAACAACAGCAGCAACAGAAUCAGCAACAAAUCAAUCAGCUACAACGCGGUCAGCACCAGCAGCAUUAUUAUCAACAGAGCAAUGAACACUACGCGGAUAGUUCAACUGCAGCUGCUGUUUCGUCCAAUGCGGGUUGGAUGUCACAACAUACCCCAUCGGAAUCCAGCAGAACACCAUCGAGGGAACGCGCGCCAACUCAACGGCCGCCUUCACAAAGCUCUGGUGGAUCUCGUCCUCCGUCUCACUCGACCCAAUAUCAAGAUAUUUCGCGGCCUUACCACAGCCCCUACCCAUCUCAAAGUCAGGAACACCACGUGCCUGCUUCGCAACCGCAGCAGUCUUCGUUUCAGUUCACGAGGCCUCAGUCGCGAGAAAUACAACAAAAUGCCCAGCACUACCAGCAGCAAGCCAUCGCUACCAAUUCAACGUAUCACCAGCCAGCGUCUCCGCAGUCAUCUCGGUUACCGACUAGAGAACAGUUAGCGCAUACGAUGCAAUCCUAUCAGCACCCGCCGGGAGUAGCCGCUCACACACCUACACAUCCACAGUAUAACUAUCAGAGCAGGUCUUAUUACCCGAAUACGCAAGCUCAACCAUUAGCCGCCAAGUCUGAAGGUACUUACAUGCAACCUCAAUCGUCGCAAGCGAUGUACUACAAACAGAUUACUCCCGGUCAAGUUGCCAGUAUGCCAAGUAAGCAAAAUUCGUACAUUAUGGAUAAUCGAAAAACUGAGACCAGUAUGCCAAGCAACGCUCAAUACCAACCAUCAGUAGCUAAUGACCAAAGCUACCGAGCAACACACAAUUUACCACCAAUAGCUGCGUUGUCCAAUUAUCGACCAAAUAAGACAGGUUUGGUUAAAGAGACUGGCAAAUCUGCAUUGCCCCGGUCUAAAGUGCUUUCUUCACUCAAUAGUUAUUCUACAAGUGUAGCUCAGUCAAUUAAUAAUUCUGCAUCAAUUGCGUACGGUAAUAGCAGACCUGAAUCAUAUUCCAGCACAAAUUCGGCUUACGACAUGUAUAAUCAUGUGACUAAUAAUAAUGCCCAGAAUCAAAAUAACCAACGAAUAAACCCUCAUGUGUCGAGUGUGAUAACACGAACAUGCUCUAAUGUUAUAAUGGCGACAUCUAAUACUUCGCAUUACAGCACACCGAAUAAUCAAAAUUAUAAUCCAGCAGUACCUUACCAGAGAGCGAAAGCAGAAACGCAAAAUUACCACAAAGUACAACCGAAUCAAAAUGUUAAUUACCAGCAACCGAAAUCUGCUGAUAGUAGAACGGAAAACAUUGUAAAUGUACCAAACACAUCUGUUAUUAAGCAAAGAAAAGAAAUUCCAUUAGAUCUAUCGGUCAAAACAGUACGUACAUCAGCCGAUUCUACCGACGGUGAAACCUCAAGGAAUAAAUAUUUACAAAAUAAAUCUCAGAAUGUAAUUUCUAGCCAUAGCUAUCCGACUUUAGAUGUUAAUUCUAUAGAAAGGAGUCUAACUCAACGAUCUCAGUUACCAACAGCGACCGCCCCGAAAGUAGAAUUCCAUCCGAAUUUUAAUCUGUCUUCAAGAAAAACUAACUGGAAUCCUGCUAAGGCCAGCCAGGAUCCCUCAACCAAGCGUGUUUAUCAAGACACAACCACUCAUGCAACUAUGGACUAUAAUAAUAGUACGCAAGCAUCAUAUCAAUCGGAUUAUCUUCUAAAGAACCGAUACCCUCCAAGUACAAUUUCCAGUAUUCCGCAAUAUGCCCAUCACCCAUAUGAAAAUCAUGAUAUAUCGGGUAAAAGACCCGGUCAAAUUCAGUCUCCAGCAAUUCCUACGAAAAUGGCCAAGGUGGAGAAUUGGAGAGAAUCCAUUAAUCUUCAAAUUGAGGAAAAAAUUACCUCGCACGUCAAACAACAACAAUUGCAGGCACAACGACAGCCCUCAACACAUCAACACCGUGUUCAGUCUGUACUACAUCGUCACAAAACGUUUGAGGAUGUGGCAAGAUCUUCUUUGGCAAAUGGACAAUAUCCUCAAGCUAAUAAUCAUGAUAGCAAUUAUCAAAAACCCCCUUACAGCAAACCUAAUAGUUUAUUUCCGCAACCGAAACAUAGUCAGAGUUAUGUGCCUUCUAGUAUACCUCAUUCCGGAUACUACAACAACCCGAAACACACUCAAUCUCUUUAUAUCAAUCCUGCAGCGAGGCAUAAUUCAGCUACUUCUGUUGUACCUAUUGCCAAGCCGCAUAUAGCGACAGGUGCGGACAAAAGAGUGUUGAGUUUACUUCGGAACAGUAUUGAAAUUAAAGAGCAAAAGAAAAUAGAGCAGUUGAAAUCACAGGAUUUGGUAAUAUCCCAAAGAACGGAUAUUCAGCAUCCUAGUACCGAUGUAACUGCACCGUUGCAGCCGAAGCCGGGGAUUGAUAGACGUAAUGUUUCCCCGUUUACUCCAAUUAGUGUACCUGAUCCAAAUAUUUGUAAGAUGCCUCCGAAAGUUUUAGUCCUACUGGAAGAUACUCGCAUAAUUCCAGAUCUUGCUGUAAAAGUACCAAAUGAAGACAACACAGUUAUUAUGAACAAUAGUCCAAGCAACGAUUACGAUGGGUUGGCUGCGUUUUUGGCAGCUAGAAUUCGAACGAAAGGAGAAUUGAAAGAAUUGGCUCACCAUCAAGUAAUUAACAGUAAUGCUGCUCGAGAUGCCCGAAUACAAGCCUUCUUGGAAGAUACAAUGAAAUCGCCGCACAGGCAAAAUAUGCUCAUGUCCAGUUCAUCUAGUAUAUCCAGUACAAGCUCGCAAAAACCUUUAAAAGAUAAACAAGCUGCACGAAAAAAGCUAUUUACCCGCAACGAGGAGGAAUUAGUAAAAGCUUCUAUAUCUACUAGAGAUAAGUCAAGCAUUAGAAGUUCUUCGGAAACAUCUGUAUUCGAUUUCCCAGAUUCAGAUGAUGAAAACGAAAUGCCAGUAUUAGAAAGACAAACACUGGAUGCUAUGAGACGAGAUAGAAGAAACUCUUUGAAGUUGUCCACGACACCGUCACACACUAUGGAAUCAGACAUUAAACUAGAUAUAUUAGAGUCAACUUCUAGAGCUCCUAGUCCAGAAGAUGAUAUAUUUGCAUCAAUCUGUGAUACAUUUAUGGAACAAUUGAGAAACAAACCCACGAAACGAGUAAAACGUACAGUGGAAUCAGAUCCAAUAGUAAAACUAGAAUUUUCUGAAGAAUCUACGGGGGAAGCUAUCCACCCCGUUAAAGUUAAGAAGGAAAUCAAGGACGAUGCAAUACUAAAUUAUCAAGAAGGUGGUACACCAACCGACGACCUAAACAUAAUGCCUUCUUCAGGUGAUCGAAGCCGUUUAUGCGAUCCUGACUUUGAAAAAUGUAAAACACCAAUAAUAAUUAAAAACGUAUUUAGAAGUGAUAGUGAACUAUCCGAUAAUGAAAUUAAGAGUAGCGAAUGCUUGAUGAUCCGGAAUAGACACCGAGUAAGACGAAAAAUAAUUUCAUCAAGUGAGAGUGAAACUGAAGAAGAAAGGGUACAGGUCAAAGUUGAAAAAAUUGAAACGAUUCUUGAUAAUAAAUGUGAUAAAUCUGAAGGUGCGACUGACUUCAUACAAGUUGUUACCAAUUUGAAUAUUAUGGAAACCGAAUCGAAGAUACAAGUGAAAUUAGAGCAACCAGAGGAAGAUAAUUCAAGUGUUGAAAAAAGUCAAGGCCAAUUUCCUAUAAAAUCUGCAGCCGAGCUUUUAGCAAUAAUACGGCCUGCAAAAAAGCCUUCAUUUGGAGAUGGUUCCGAUUUCUAUCCAGGCUGGGAAGAAGGUGUAUACAAAUAUAAGAAGUCGUUAAGAAUGCCGCCCAGUCUGAUACAACUUACAAGACCGCCUAUGAGAUUGUCUACCUCUUUGCCUGACUUAGAUCCAUGCCCUCAGUCUCCAACAACAUCAAUAACAACCGACAUUGAAUCAAAAGAUUCCUUAACCUACAGCAAAAAGGAAUUUAAGCGUUUUCAGUCCGAGUCAGUGGACAGCGAUAGUGAGAGUACAAGUAGCUUUAAUAUAUUUAGUAAGCGAACCAAUUAUGAUUCUGAAGGUUCCUCGUCUAUUAAAAGUUUACCUAACACAAGAAAAGAGAACUUGUCUAUUUUGGAUAAAUUGCUAGAGAAAUGUGGAGGUAGAAAAAAGAAAAAACAUAAAAGAAAAGAUGAUCAUUCACCAAAAAUCACACCUAGGGCGGAUAAUCCUAUUGAGCUAUUAGCAACUCCGACACCCAGUUUGGCUGUUAGCACUAUGUCACCAGAAAAGUCGAAAGGCCUUACUUCCCAAGUGAUUAGCGCCACUUCUGCUGUUUUGCCAUUUAGGAAAGAUACGGUAAAUCACUUCAAAGACGCUUUUAUCAAUAGCGGGAAUAGCAUUUUAGGUGUUCAUGAUAAGUUCACCACCAUUGUUCUAUCAUCAAGAACUAGGAAGGAAACUAGGGCUAUGAAGCAAAGGGUGACAAUAAAAGAAGUAUUUGGAGAAGAUCGUCCUGCAUCUGCUCCCCCUGUAACUUGUGUCAAUGAAUGCAAUGCAAGUGUUCCAACUCUUGAACCGUUUUCUAAAAAUUUGCAAGAAAUUAUGGUUAAACGGGAAAAGCUAGAUAAUGAAGAUAUUCGAAGCAUUCUGAAUAGGACUGCUGGCAAAGAAGAUAAUAGCAUAAAUAACAAUAAUAACCUGAAUAGGCAUUCAAAAGAAUUAUUAGCGAAAGACUUGCUGUCACUGAAAAUUAAAAAAGAGCUUGAAGAGGAAGAUGAAGAUGAAAAUAAAAAGCUUAUUGACUUGGUUAUUAAAAAAGACUUAGAUGUUUGCUCGGAAACAAUGUCGCUGGACAGCGAGGAGAUAGGAUUGACUGCCAAACGAAAGAAUAAAUUCGGAAAAAUGCGACGAAAGUUUAGUUCCGGAUUCGAUUAUAUAAGGAAAAAGAAAAAAGUUAAAAAGGAAGAUCCGGAUAACGGCAGCACCGAGAAGAAAAAAAAGAAAAUUAUAUCUGCCAAAACGCCAGAAUCUAUCGAUGAUAUUCAGAAAGAAAUAAAAAACUGGGUUCUAAACAAGGGCGUCGGAGAAUCGCAUCUACAUAGGGCUGCUCGAUUAGGAUACGUGGACAUCACCGCGUUCUGCUUAGAUAAGAUGAAUAACUCGCCAAGUCCAAAAGACAAUGCUGGUUACACCCCCCUUCACGAAGCAUGUGCCAGAGGCCACUUGGAAAUAGCGAAAUUGCUUCUCAAGUAUGGUGCCAAUGUUCACGAAGCAGCAAAAGGGGGUAUAAGGCCGCUUCACGAAGCCAUCGAAAACGGAUUUGUGGAAGUAGUAAGACUGCUUCUUUCAUUCGGAGCUGAUCCGUCUUUAGCCACAUACGCCGGAUUAACCCCAAUUUCUUUAGCAACUGACGAGAACAUGAAAACAUUACUUAAGGAUCAUCUACGUGAUAAAGCAGGCGAAGGCGGACCAUCUUGGCCGUUUCGUGGGCCUUCGUCAUGUUUUGAUCCAGAGGAAUCCGGUUAUAAUGUUUUAUCUGACACCCCUCUGGAGGAUUCGGACAAAGAACUGGAAGACAUAGAAAUCGACAUGUCGGAAGGACUCCUGCCAAAUCUUUACAUUCUCCGAGAGGAAGCCCCUACGGACCGGUGGGUUCUUCUCCAAGACUUGUCUCAUUUCCUGAAGAUUAAAUCACGGGAUGCAUUACUCAGACAAAUAUCUUUGCCUACCGGUUCGAACAUUAAAGUGAAUUACAAGAACGUGAUCAAAGAACUAAAAAUGUCGGACUUUUUAGAGCAAGCCCAUUGCUGUCAGUUUUUGAAUAUGGGUGAAAAGAUCAACACCAGAGCGUCGAAGAUCGCUCUGGUAAAAUAUACGGACCGAGUGAAAGAACUCUUAGGUAUCGAAUCGGCUGUUAUUUCGGCAAGGUGACAUAUGGCGACAACGUCAAAUGUUUAAUAGGUCUUUAUUAAAUGUUAGGAAAGACAUAGUUUCUAAGAAAAUUUAUCAGAGAUUUAACGGAAUUUUUGGUGUUAUUCGAUACCUCCAACCAUUCCACAGUUUUUGGAAGGAUUACGAAAUAAAUGUGAAUGGUAACUGAAUAAGCAGUUUAUUAAAAUGUGCAAUUCCUUUCCGAAGCAUCUAAUUUUUCAAAAUACUACUUGCAGCUAUUUAAGUUUCGAAUUAUCGCAGAUGUGUAACAAUAUUUUAUGGAUCUGAUGAUGGUUAUGAAGUGAAGUCAUUAUAACAAUAGAAAUUGUAUGUUGAUAGUAAUUUGAAAUUAAUGUCAAAAACCCUAUUCUGAGUAAUUCAUAUAAGUUCUGAUGUGUUUUCUAUUUAUUGAUAAGCUACUAUUGGCAUCAUUUGGUUUAACCAAGCUCAGAAAUAAUGUCAGAUUAUUGUGUUUGGUUAUUUUAUGAUUGGGCUUAUUUAAAGUAAAAUUAAGUAAAGUCCUAGAUUUAUUAGUUUUGGAAUGCCCAAUUUAGCAAUGAAAAAUGUGCAAAUAGUUGAAUUACUUGAUGGUGAAAGUAAUCACUGGAAAUGAACUAGCCCUUAAGCACUCAAAGUAGUAUGGAUUUAUUAGUUGGAAUUUAUCAUGGUUUUUUAAAUCAAUAUUCCUAAAUUCUAACUUUUUAAAUUAAUAUUCUUUAGUUACGGUUCGAACUGGCUGAAAAUUAAAUCAUUAAAUAUUGUUAAUCUUUUUAAAUUUUGAAAAGGUGAAGAAGCGAAAUUCAAUAAGGUUUCCAUCUAUUUUUUGAAGUUAAUAUAUCAAUUAUGAAAUUAACCCAUAAGCAAGAUGAGACAAUACUGUCGUUCAAAUUUACAAAAAAUACCAUUAAACGAAUGUUUUUUUCAACUUAUCGAAGUACUUUUGUCUAUGUAUGACACUUUAAACUUAAUCGUUCUGUUUUGAUACUUUGGCGAGUAAUGUGUAACCUUUUUAGUAAAGUAGGUGUAACUUUUUCAAACCAUAUCAAAACCAUAAUAACUGUGUAUUUGAAAGGCAUGUUUUACUUACUUCAAUAAACACAUCAAAUGCUUAUGACAAAACCACGCUCCUUUGGGUUUAGAUUUAUUUAUGAGUUACUCAUAAUAACCAGAUGAAACUUAUUUUUGAGACAGGAGAUGCUGUUGAGGUGGUCGAGCCAAGAGAGCUACAGGCUAUAUCAGUUAUGAUUAAGAUUCUGAAGUACCCACUUGCAAGUCGAGCUGGUAAAUUGCCUCGUAACAGAAUCAUUAUAAAAAAGCUUUAAUGAUACAAACAUUACGACGAUCUAUAUGCUACGGUUAACAUUGGAAAUUAUGUUAAUCUCAAUAUUACCAGUUAAUACCUAGAAUAACACUUUCCGUUGGUUAAUGUUCGUAUAUUGACUAAUUAAGUCAUAUUCACGUAAGAAGUAUUCACAAUGUAUUUAAUAAUAAUACAUUAACAUGGGCGCAAAAUGGCUAAACUUGACUUUCAAAUUUGUGUUAAACUCGAGAUUAACCGAUUAAUGUUGCGAUUACCUUACUUGGAUCUUCAACCGUAACAUGUACUCUUCCAAUCGAAAUAUUGAGCGUUUGUGCAAUUUUCGGUCACUUUUAUAAUUCUUACACACAAGAAACUUUCUAUUCUUUAAAACGAAUCCUUAGGCAAAAGAAAUCCCGCGAUUCUCUCAAGAAGUAAAAUCAAACUGAUGCUUGUUUCGUUCAAAAUAAAAUUAAAUUUUAAAUAAAAAAUCAAAAAAAUGUUUCAAUUAAAAACACACCUAAUGGUGUGAGAUCACAGUAUCUAGCGAGCCAAGAUUCUUUCCACUUCAACAGUAAUUACAGUGUGACAAAAAAAAAUUUCGGAGACAACUUGUUUUAAUCAUAACUUUUUUUAUUAAAAAUCAAAAUUAUACACAUUCGAAAGCCUACAAAAUACAUAAACAACUAUUCGAAAUGGCCUCCUUCAGCCGACACAUAGGUUUGCAGACGCCUUCAGAAAUUUUUGAUGAUGGUCGCAAGUGUUUUUUCUCAGGUUUCGUCCCACGCCUUUUGGAGAGAACGCUGGUUUGCAGGGCAGGUCUUUUGCUCCAGGAUCGACCAAAUUGCAAAGUCCGUCGGAUUCAGGUCGGGCGAGCUAGACGGCCACAAAGUCUUGUCCCAGACAGCGAUUUUGUUGGUUUUGCAAAAAUCCAUGAUCGACCUCGCAAAAUGAGCUGGUGCCCAAUCCCGUUGAAGUGUCCAGUGCGGAUUUUUGAAGUGUUGUGGGAUCCAGGGAAUCACGACGUCCUUCAAAAUGUAUUCUUGGUAGACUUGGGCGUUGAUCUUGACACCGCGCUCGACGGACACCAGCGGUGUUUUUCCGUUUUCGAAGUUCCCGCCCACACCAUGAUGGAUUUCGGAAAGUGGCGUCGUUAAACUCGGGUUUUUUCUAAAAAUCAAGAUCUUUUUUUUGAGGAGUCGCUCGAGUCGUACUCGCUUUAUUCGCUAAUCCAAUUAAUGACCUCUUCCGAGCUUGUAGGUACGAAGCUUUACCCACCUCCUCCACGAAAAAACAAUUUAACACGGGAAACCAACGUAGCUUGUAUAUAAUUUAACGGGUUACAAAAUAAGCUACAACAGACAAUGUCAAAAACACCAUUGACAUUUAAAUUUUCACAAUUUGUCUCUGAACUUUUGUGUCACCUGUACAUUUAUUUUCUUUCAUUACAAAAAUCUUCUGCGAAUAUUCCUACCCAUAUAUCAAAUAUGGUAUGUGAUUUUCCAACUCCGUGUUCCGACUAUAAUGAUGUUACUAUGAAAUCUGGUACGUCUCCAAUUGCAUUUAACUUCUGGCUUUCCGUCUUGUUGACCAAGAUUGGUUUAACUGUAAACCAAUUGUUUUUUUUAUCACGGCAAAAUUUCCAAACAUAUAAUAUUUAAAAGAAAUGUAGUCUCUUCUGCUAUAACAGUUAGUAGAAUGUUUCGGUUGCGUAGUUGGAGGCGCUCGGGAAUUCAUAAGCGUUAAAAUAUAAGUCGCUGAUCCAUGAAACUUUCUGUUUUAUAGUAUAUACAAUUCUACCAUAUAGUACAAGUUAUAAUAACACAAACUCAACUUAACUUAUAUACACUUAGCGUAGCAUCAACAGAAGAAAGACGCAAUGUCAAAUUUUGGGUUUUCUUGUUUUAAAAUUAAAUAACUUGUGAUCUAAUCGAUGAAUCCUCGUGUUUAAAUCAAAUAAAGCUUAGGAAUCUUGGAAAAUUUUUAAAUAAAGUCAAGUAGAACCAAGACCGAAUUUCGGCAAUUUUAUACAGUUCUGCUCUUUUAUGAAAAGGAAAAAAGCUUCAGGAAAUGUUUAUAAGCACAAGUAUAUUAUUAUAAAAAUAUAUUAUUCAUUAAAAUAAAGUACUCAAGUCUUGUUAGAUAUUUGCAAAAAUUAUCAGCUUUGCCAGUUUUUCCGCUUGUAUAUACCUUUAAAUGACCUUAACUAUCAUUUUUUUUCCCAAGAUUUCUGAUUGCCUGAGCUUCAUUUGGCACAAAAACCACGAGGAUUCAUUAGUCAUAUCAAAAGUUGUUUGAUUUUAAAGCAAGAAAAACCAAAAUGUGACUGCGAGGCGGCGAGUGUGAUGGCCGCCUCACAUCGAUCUAAAUAAAAACUGUAACUUUUCUGAAUUUAAGCAUUCACAACUAGUUAACAUUCAUAUUAAUAUGGUACAAGCAUUUUCAUGUUUAACUCUUAAGCUGAAUAUAAUUUGAUCUCAAAAUAUGUAUUGGGAUUUACAGAAUUAACUAAAAAUGUUAUGCACAAUUUUCGAAUUUAAGUAUAUAAUUUACAUAAAAACAAAUAUAUACCAAUACAGUUGCAAAAAAACAAAAAUUAAAGUUUCUAGAAAAACGUAUUGAUUUAUCCUGAUUAAACAACUUAGAAAAAUGUUUUGUUAGGUACGUUUCUAAACGUACGUUAGGUACUUUAUCUAUAAAGACAGCAAAAUUGCUAUUGACACUUUAAGAUAACUUUUCUAAAUUAAUUUAUUGACUAAUUGAAAUUUUCAUUUUAGAGCCUCAGUUUAAAUUUGUCGUAGAGUUCUCGAGUUCUCCUCUAGGUGGUAAAGAAGUCGUUUUUCGUUGUGAACUAAGAGCACUCCUUAUCAACGCGUAAUAAAAGACGCGAGGAAAUACUAUUUUCGUAAAAGGCAACAAUUUUGAGGCAAAUGAACUAUAGUAUAGUAUAGACCUUAGCUAAAAUAUAUAAAUAUUUACAUAAUGAUAAAUAAUGCCUUUUUCUCGGUUGCCCGCAUCGACAACACCAUGCUGCUUCUGUCAUUUACUGUUUCUCAUUGAUCAAGCCCAUAACAUUUUGCUCAAGACAAUAAAUCGAUGGACCCCGUUAAAGCGGUCCAAUUAUGAACACCCUGUGCAAGUAUUCAACUUUUUGCUCCACAUACGUAUGUCGUAUGUAAAAACUACAGCUUUUUAAAGUUAAUGACAUUCUUUACAAAUAACGAAGCAUAUACAUUUCUAUUGAAAGUAAAUUAUAAUAUACAGGAUGUUAUUUUUAAUAUUGGAUUAUUGUGAUGUAACGCGUUCUCAAGCGAGGAGUAUUUGGCAUUUUUGAAACGUCUUCAAUAUCUAACUAAAUAAAUAUUAGUAAAAAUGCAGAUACACUCCGAAUUAAAAUAGAUUUUCUUGAUUUCCAACCGCUUGAGCUUCAACAGUAGUUCAUCAUUAGUUUCAUUAUUGAACAAUCAUUAAUACCGCAGUAAACUAAUAUUAUAAAUUCAAUUAUUUUUUACAUAUCGAUAUCCACUCUGAUUUGUUACAUUUUAGGUUCAACUGAAUGGAAAACCACUUGUUUUAACCUAAUUUGAACAAAAUGAUUUUAUUAUAUUUGCUGAAAGGAAAAGAACCAGUGUUAGGCUUCAGUGGUGUAAUGUAUUUGAGAAUGUUUAGUGGUUAUAUCUCAGAAACUACUCUGUGUAAUUCCGAAAAAGUAUUUAUUAAUAUAUUCGCAAAUUCAACAUGAAAUAAAAUUUAAAGGUAUACAUAUCGUGGACAAUAUUAGAAGCAAUUUUCAUCCAGCACAAUUUUGCUUUCUGGUGGUUAUUUUUGAAAUUAAGUACUAUUUGAAUCCCAUGGUGGUCCCAAUCCGCAAUAGAAUUACUUUGAAUUAGGCUGACGAGCAGUUUCUGAAAAAAUUCCCAUACACGUGGUCCAUCUCCAAUAAAGUAGGUCUUGAGUAUUAACAGUUAAACAGGCAAAAUACAAUAACUACUCUAAUCUAUAUACUAAGAGUUUAGAUAACUCGAGAAAACUGUUAAUUUACUAGAUUCACUCUGUAAUUAUGUAUAAGCAAUUGUCUUUGGUGCAAGAACGAGAUCAGUUUACGUUUAUUCAAUUAUUGAAGUUUUUUGUUUAUGUUAAAGUACCCAAACCAUUAUUAUUAGUUAUAUACGCCAAAUUAUUAGUAAUGUGCAAUCAAAGUAAACUGGGUCGGGAAAUCUUCCCUGUAAAUAUUGAAUUAAACUACAUCGCAGGCCAACUUAACUAUGGAUCUAGUCUAUGACUAUGCAAUAUUGAUGUAAUGCCACCGUUUCAAACUAUUGUAGUAAUGUGUAUUGAUUUAAAGCUUCUGACCAGGUACAACAUUUAUUUGGAUGUUGUAAAUUUGAUGUAGAAAAAAACCGUCAAAAUAUGGUUCAUACAGUCUACUAGUAGGAAAUGGUGAUAUUAAUUUAUUUAAGGCUGCAAACAAAUAAAAAGAUAAGCAUUUUGUUGUUAUUCAUAUUUUUUUCAACCGACUAGGUAGAUUAAAUGUUGUUUCAGUUAUUAUCUUAAUGCUCAGGGACCUUAAUCUUACUCUUUAGUUUUCUUGUAAACACUUUGUUCGGUUAUGCAUAGUCUUUCAUGAUUGUACAUAAUAGUGUAGCAGUAAGAAAUAUAUGUGGUUUGAAUGUCUCGAUUAACAGAUACCUUGUCUUGAAUGAACUCGCAUGAUAUAUUAAUUGCUAGACGUCUUCAAUUUUAGUUGCUGAUUACAAUUUCAAUUCUUCCAUGACUAAUAUCGGUGUAAAAUAGUGAAAAGAACUAUAUAUUAAUAAAUCAGACAAACACUGUGAUUAAAAUUAAUUCUUCUCACUAAUACUGAACUAACUUAGUAUUGUACCACAUAAAUAAGUAAAAUAUCGUAAAUGUCUAUAAGAAAUAAAACAUAUUUUUAAAUAAGUUUAUAUUAAGAAUCGCAUUUUGCUGUAAAAUCGAAGUCAUAAGUAAUGUACAUGUAUUUAUUUUUAUUUGUGCCCUUGGUAAUGUACAGUUAAGAUUAUCUGUGAUGAGUAACGUCGAAGAAAGUGCAAUGCUUUGAUCAGUGAAAUUUGUGAUUUGUCCAUUGUCCUAUCUCUGAGUGUUGUAGAAUAACGACUAAGUAAGUAAUAAUUUAAUUUAUCGCUUAUUUUUUUCACAUUUUUCAUGUUUUUUUUUGUUUUAGUAUAAAAUACGUGGAUUAAGAA